Molecule: messenger RNA, 1964 nt
Organism: Culex quinquefasciatus (southern house mosquito)
Lineage: Eukaryota; Metazoa; Arthropoda; Insecta; Diptera; Culicidae
Product: triokinase/FMN cyclase
Exons: 2
Coding region: 29-1846 (605 amino acids)
Biological process (GO): glycerol catabolic process
Cellular component (GO): cytosol
Molecular function (GO): glycerone kinase activity
Source: RefSeq, a predicted model, not a curated record
GAGGGUUAUCUAAAUUGACUGCAAGUACAUGCACGUUUGUUUUGCUGAUUAUCACUAUCGUCUACAACCUCGACCACAACAUACGGAUCCCCCCGCCCACAAAAUGUCCCUAACCUCCGUCGGAACGUCCCUGUCCGGCCUCAUCGCCGCCCACAACGGCCUCCAACUGCUAACGCCGGGCUGCAACUCCGUCACCCGACUGGACAACGACCCCUCGGAUGGGAAGGUUAAGCUACUGUCCGGUGGUGGCAGCGGCCACGAACCGGCCCACGCCGGCUACGUCGGCGCGGGGAUGCUGAGCGGCGCCAUUUGCGGGGACAUCUUCAGCUCGCCCUCGGUGGCUUCGAUUCUGGACUGCUUGCGGACGGUUGCGGUGGGUCGGGACGAUGCGAGGGUGAUUUUCAUCGUGAAGAACUAUACGGGGGAUCGGUUGAACUUUGGGCUGGCGGUGGAGAGGGCGCGGGUUGGGUUGGGGUACGGGGAUGACGUUCGGAUGUUGCUGGUGGACGAUGAUUGUUCGAUUGAGAGGGGGCAGGUGAGGGCGAGUGUGGGGAAGCGGGGGUUGGCCGGGGUCGUGCUGGUGCACAAGAUUUUGGGAGCGAUGGCUGAGGACGGGGUGGGGCUGGAUGAGGUUUAUGGGUUUGGAGAGGGGUUGGUGCGCAACUUGGGUACGAUUGGGUUUACUUUUAGGGCGGUGGGUGAUAGGUUGGAGAACGUUGAGAUUGGGAAGGGUAUUCACGGCGAACCGGGAGUGUACACGAUGCCGGCUUGUGGGGAUUUUGAGGGAAUUGUGGAGUUUUUGUUGAAGAAGCUGGAGAAGUGCGUACCGAAGGCUGCUGAAGUUGUACUGAUGGUGAACAAUCUUGGAGGUACGUCCGAGUUCUUGAUGGGGAUCUUUUUGAAGAGUUUGCUUGACAAGGCAAAGCAGAGUUACACCGUGAAACGGACCUACUGCGGAUCGUUUUUAUCAUCGCUGGAUCAAGCUGGAAUUUCGGUAACUUUGUUGAACCUCGGCUAUUCUCCGAAACUGCUGCAAUACUUGGAUUACGAAGUGUCAGUCCCUUCAAUGCUAUUUGGAAGAAAACGCUGCAAUCUACCACCUUCAGCUGUUGCAACAGUGAGUCCGAUGGAAGUUCUGCAACCAACCGCGGGAGUCCCCACGUGUACAAUCACCGAGCAAUUCGGCGCCAAGUUGGCAUCCACCGUGAUCACCUUCGUCUGCGAAGCCCUCAUCUCCUGCAAGGACAUGCUGAACACCAUCGACAAAGAGGCCGGCGAUGGAGACACCGGAAGUACCAUCUCCAGAGGUGCCCAAUCAGUUCUAGACCAACUCAACGCCCAUAAGCUGGACCUAACCCAUCCCGCAAACCUCCUCCAGCAAAUCAGCAUCAUCCUGGAGCGCGACAUGGGCGGUUCGUCGGGCGCCCUCUACAGCCUGUUCUUCCAGGGAGCGUCGAAGAUCUUCACCGAAGGCGGCGAUCAACGCGUCACGCUGAAUCUCUGGAGUCAUGCACUAACCGCCGGCAACGACACGAUCGCCAAGUACGCCCUGACCCAGCUGGGCGAUCGGACCAUGCUGGAUGCGUUGCGCGAAGGUGAGCUUGCGAUGAAAGGUGCCCUUGAAGGUGGAAAAGCUACCUUGGAAUCCGUGGAGUGCUUCACGAAGGGCUGCGAAGAGGCGGCACGGGCCACCCAGCACAUGGUGGCCAGGGCGGGACGAGCAUCGUACGCGGCGUCGUCCGGGGAAGGCGACAGGAAGUAUCAGCAUCCCGAUCCGGGAGCGCACGCCGUUUCGAUCUGGGCGCGGGCGCUGCUGGAGGCAUGCAAGCAGGUUAUCGUAGAGUGAGUUGUUUUGUAAAUAAAAUUCAUUUUGUUUUAAACUGAUUUUUAUUAGGAACUUAGCCAUCGUAACGUAUUGUAAUGAGAGAAAAAUUUACAAAUAAGAAGCAAAACUAUAAAUAAAA